Molecule: messenger RNA, 5947 nt
Organism: Hemicordylus capensis (graceful crag lizard)
Lineage: Eukaryota; Metazoa; Chordata; Lepidosauria; Squamata; Cordylidae
Product: translation initiation factor IF-2-like
Exons: 6
Coding region: 1-753 (250 amino acids)
Source: RefSeq, a predicted model, not a curated record
AUGCUUGCAAAGGGGGAUUUGUUCACUGGAUUUUUGUCCAUACCAGAUUUCCAUGAAGCUUGGGGGUUCUUGGCAGAAACACUAUUACAUCCUCAGGACAAAACAGGCUUAUGGUCAUCAGCUAGCAAGGACAAAAAGUUUGGAGUGACCUUUGGAUGUAAGGUGUGCGAAGUCUAUAUAUUUCUUUCUAUCUUUUGUCAAUCCUUCAAGGCUUCAGGCGCCUGUACAGCCCAUAGAGACUAUACUAUACAGACUGCCAAAAAGAACACUUUUCCGAUUCAAUCUUAUUAUCAAUCAAGAGGUGCCCAAUUCAUCCCGGCAGCAAUCAAAUUGUUUAAAGCUAAAGUUGGCCGCUCUGGAGAAAGGAACGGAUCCGGCCGGCCCUCCUCCUCCUGGCCUUCUGCACCUGUUGGUCCAUCUCCUGGGCAGCCUGCCCCUGUACUGCCACUCCCAGCUCCUUCCAAUCCGGUUCCGGAGCUGCCGUUGCCAUCGCAGCCGGAUCCUGCUGCACCAGUUGAUCAGCUGCCCGCGGACCCAACUGUCCCUGUACCUCUUGGUGAGCCUGCAGCACCCACACUUCCCGGCGGCACCGGCCAGUGGCUUUCUGUUCCCUGGCCGAUACCUGCCAUGGGGGCUUGGGGACCAGCUUUGUACUGGUCCCCCUACACACAGUCAUGGGGUUUGGGUCUUCCUUUAGCUUUCCCUGGGGUUACGGCAGGCAUGCAGGGUGCUGCAGAAGGUUUGGAUGGGUAAUAGGCCUUUGGGCAGUGCUUUGCCCUCUACCAGCAGCAUUCCCACUGCUGAUCCGGCUUCUGCUACCAGAACGGGUUACUAUCCUAUGGGGAUUUUGCCCACGACACAACACGCCCCUUAUGGGGGUAUGGGGCUUCCUCUUGGGGAUCAUCUACUGCCGGCUACUAAGGAGAAGAUAUUGAAAGGUGAGUAUGUGGACAUCUUUAGUCUACUUUUUAGGGAACCCGAGGUAAAGCACAAGGAAGGGGAAUCUUGUAAAGAGCAUGAAGCCACAAAGCGCAAGCCAGUCGAAAAGACUUGGAAUAAUUGGCUUUCUGGCUUCACCAUUUAUAUGGGAGUGAUAGUGCAGGCACAGCCUGCGCGUGGGCCAUCACUCUUGAAAUACAUGGACAUUAUCCACCGUGCGGUUUCUGAUUUUGCGGGAUCCUCUUGGAUACGCUAUGAUGAAAGUUUCCACAUGAGGGCGGCUUUGGAUCCCAACCUUCCUUGGGACACACCUCUUCAGGAGUUGUGGCUCGUCAUCAUGUCCCCGGCUCGCCCAGUAGAGGGGGACCGAUCAGAUAGCGGGCACUUGUUUUCCAAGCCAUCGGGUGCCUUGCCUCAGUCGGGUGCGGGCCAGCAGUGGGUUCAACCCAACCUGGUCUGCUGGGAGUACAAUUCUAGUGGAAAAUGCUCCCACUCCCCCUGUCGGUUCAAACAUGCUUGUAGCAUCUGUGGGGCUAAGCAUCCAAGUGCCUCUUGCCCCAGGGCGAGGUCUGGGGGCCCAGGAUUUAGGUUCCGGUCCGGUACUAGCUGGAAGAAUGGUCCCCCCCCGCCACUUGCGGGAAAGGGGGCCCAGACCCAUCAAACUUGAAGUUUUAGAGCAGCUUUUGUUGGAUUACCCAGAUAGGGCUGCAGCUAAGUACAUCUUUGAAGGUUUUAGGGACGGGUUUCGGAUCCCUUCUUCCGCUUGCCGCGGGUUUAGUAGUUCCCGCAAUCUGAGGUCCGUGAUAGGUAAGGAGGAUAUAGUUCUGAGAAAAAUUAACAAGGAAGUGGCUGCUGGUAGAGUGAUGGUCCCCUUUGAUAGCCCCCCUUUUCCCAAAUUGUGGGUUUCGCCUUUAGGUGUCGUUCCCAAGAAGGUCUCGGGUGAGUUUAGGCUAAUUCACCACCUUUCUCACCCCAGGGGUUCAUCAGUCAAUGAUGGCACCCCUGAUAGUCUUUGUUCAGUUCGCUAUACUUCUUUUGACGAGGCAGUCAGAGUAGUUAGGGGGAGGGGCCCAGGCACACUGUUAGAGAAGUGUGAUAUAGAGUCCGCCUUUCGCCUGCUACCUGUCCACCCUGACGAUUUUGAGUUGCUGGGCUAGGCCUUUGCCGUUCAGUUUUACUUUGACCAGGCCCUAGCUAUGGGUUGUUCAAUUUCGUGUGCGGCCUUUGAGGCAUUCAGCUCUUUUUUGGAGUGGGCGGUCAGGCGGCGGGCGGGCCUUGUGUCCACGUCUCAUUACUUAGAUGAUUUUCUUUUUGUUGGCAGGCCUAGAUUCGGGGAAUGUCACCAUUUGCUGCACUCCUUUGUGGAGCUCGCGGCAGAGUUGGGGGUACCGCUAGCGGGUGACAAGACCGAGGGCCCGGUCACACAGCUUUCAUUCUUAGGCAUAGAACUGGAUACGGCUGUGGGUUGCUCCAGGCUUCCCCAGGUGAAGCUUUUGGUGCUGUUGGACUUUGUUAGAUCCUUGGGGCGUGCCUGUAAGGCCACCCUUAGGGAGCUGCAGGUAGUGGCUGGACAUCUUAAUUUUGCCUGUAGGGUAGUUGCUCCUGGCCGGGCUUUUCUGUGUAGGCUGUGUGACCUCACGGUUGGGCUUCGUGCCCCCCAUCAUAGGGUCUGGAUUACACACGGUGUCAGGGCCGACUUGGCCCUUUGGGAAUCCUUUCUAUUAGGCUUUAACGGGAUAACCUUUUGGAGGGCUGAGGUGCUGCUCGAAGCAGAUUUACAGGUUCAUUCAGAUGCGGCCGGAGGUGUGGGGUUCGGAGUAUACUUUAGAGGCCGAUGGUGUGCUGCGCGCUGGCAUUCAGAUUGGGUAAGCCAAGGGAUUGUUCGCGAUCUGACCUUUCUGGAGCUUUUCCCCAUUGUGGUAGCAGUCCACAUUUGGGCUGAUGAAUUCGCUGAUUCAUCAGUAAGGUUUUGGUGUGACAACCAGGCCGUGGUCCAGGUGGUCAAUUCACAAACUUCCCGCUCCCCCAGGGUUAUGGGGCUAGUGAGAGCCUCAGUUUUGCAGUGUUUAAGGGCUAAUAUCCUCUUUAGGUCCCGCCACGUCCCUGGGAUUCAAAACGACAUAGCUGACGCUCUGUCUCAUUUCCAGGUGGACAGAUUCAGGGAGUUGGUGCCCGAGGCUGCACCACUUCCGGAUCCCGUGCCGGUCUUUCUGUGGCAGCUUGGCAGGUCGAGGCACAGCAGGCCAUAGCGGCGUCCCUGGGGCCCAGCACCAGGGCGAGUUACACAGCCAAGCUUGCAGCCUUUGCCCUUUUUCGGAAGGAAGAGGGCUUACCCGAGGCUUGGCCGGUUCCGGUAGAGCAGUUGCAACAGUUUUUGGUUACCUUACGCAGGGCGGACAGUGCUGUGUCCACCUUGGGUGGCUAUUUGGCGGCACUGGCCUUCCAGGCACAGGUAAAAGGGGUUAGUGAUUUCUCUGCCGACCCUCGCGUGCGGCGCAUACUGGAGGGCUGGGCCAGGGGGGGUCCCGGAAUGGGUGACUCUAGGCCCCCUUUACAUUGGACAUGGUGGCUGCCACGGUGGGUAAGCUGGCAAGCUGCUGUGCGGACGCCUGGGAAGCAUCUCUGUUUCAUGCAGCGGUGCUGGUGGCUUUCUUUGGUGCCUUUCGGCCCGGGGAAUUGUUGCCACGUAGUAAGGGUUCCCCUAGGGAUUGCUGUUUGCAAUUUUCGGACCUUUCUUUCUCCGGCAAUGAGGCUCGGUUGUUCCUCCGCCGCUCCAAAACAGAUCAGGGGGGCGAGGGUCAAAUAGUCCGCUUGGCGGUGGCUGUUGAUUCCCACCUUUGCCCGGUUGCUGCCUUGCGGCACUACACGGAUCUGGGUCCUGCCUCAGAGGGAUGCUUGUUCGUUCAUAGGGAUCGAACGCCUUUAACUCAAUACCAAUUCCUGGCGGUGAUCAAAAGAGCCAUGGUGGCAGCUGGGGUCGCCCUCGCGGGCUUUACUCUGCAUUCUUUCCGUAUUGGGGCGGCUACUACUGCCACACGGAUGGGCCUUCAGGAGGCUGAAGUGCGUCGGAUUGGUAGAUGGAGGUCUGUGGCGGUCAGACGCUAUGUGCGCUGACAGCGGAUUUCAGUGGCUUAUUGAUUUCUGUUCUCUCGACAGAUGCUGGUGGAGCGGCAGCUCCGGUUCGGAUCCUGAUGUGCGGCCACUCACUGGUCUUCUGGGCCUUCAAGUGAGCCAGCACCUCUCACUGGGGAUCGCAGUUGGGUUUCGGGAGAAGGACAUCAGUGUAUUGGUUGGGCAUGCGGGGCAUGCUAUGGAACCAAUUGCUGCCUGCCAUCAAGCAGCAUUUAGUUAGCUUCCCCAUUCCCAGUAUAUUGGUCCUACAUCUGGGGGAGAAUGACUUAGGCCGGCGGACUGGCCUGUCCAUUGUUCAGCAAGCCUCUGCUGAUAUAGCCCUACUUCAAAUUUGGAUGCCUGGGGUGCGGGUGCUAUGGGUUAACUGGAUUCAGCGUAGGGUUUGGCGGAAUGCCCGUUGUGGGCUGAGCCUGGAGAGAGCCCGUAGGAAGACUUCGGCUGCAAUCAGUAAACUGAUAUUGGCAGCUGGGGGGGCUGUAGUGUGGCAGCCUGAUAUAGUCGCCCGCUGUCCGGAGUUAUAUCGGGCUGAUGGCGUUCAUUUAUCUGUACAAGGCUGUGAUCGUUAUCUAGGUAACAUUCGGCGGGGGCUUGCUGAUCUUCUGGAUGGGUGUGGGGCAGGGGGGUCAAGUGAGUGCUAACCCCCCUGGGUGGCAAUAACAGUGCGGGCUGAAGGGUAAGGGAGGUUAGAGUAUCGGUGAGCACCCUUGGAUAUUUAAAGGUGGAUUGGUCAAUCGCUCCUUUGUUGCCUGCGUGGCACGGGGAGUAAUUUCAUUGCCAUGAAACCUGUUUCAGGAAUUCACCAACCUUUGGGCUGUGUGGUCCGGGGAGGGUGAAGACCUGGAGAUGUCCAGAUCACCUCCGAUAAAGGGGUGGUCGGUGUUGAAGGAAUGGGGCGGGAUGUGCCCGCCUCUUUCCUGAGCCAGGGUGUGUCGCCCAAUGAGGCAAUGGGUAGGAUGGGGAAAUCCUAACCCAUGCCUAGGGGCCCGCACUGUUUUCUGUUUACUGUUUGAUGAAGGUGAUUAUCACCUCAUGUUCAGUCCGCCAUGCCUAUUGUUCUUUAAUAAAGCGUGGCCCUUUUCACCCAACAAAUGUCUCCGUGUCUUCUUGGGCUGGGGUCUGGGGACAAUCCCCCUCCCCUUGGCCUCGUGCUGAGGGGAGGGUGCUUGUCCCAGCCCAGCUCAGCACGAGGCCAAGAAGCGGCCUGAUUGGCUGGCUGAGUUCUGGGGGCGUGGUUUCGGCCGCAAUCGGCCGUUCCAUGCCCCAACUGCUUCAGUUUGCUUUCGGAUCUCCCCUCCCUCCCUUCCCUGAUGCAGAGCGGGUCUAGUGACUGGUCGCCUCGGGGCCGAAUAGGAAUUUUUUGCUCUCAACAGAUUGGCCAUGGUUGAGGGUUUUUUCGCCUAUUCCGUUCUGUACUCGGGGCUUAGAAAGGUUUUAGGUGGCCACGUUGGCAAUAACAGUGCGGGCUGAAGGGUAAGGGAGGUUAGAGUAUCGGUGAGCACCCUUGGAUAUUUAAAGGUGGAUUGGUCAAUCGCUCCUUCGUUGCCUGCGCGGCACGGGGAGUAAUUUCAUUGCCAUGAAACCUGUUUCAGGAAUUCACCAACCUUUGGGUUGUGCGGUCCAGAGCGGGUGAAGACCUAGAGAUGUCCAGAUCACCUCCGAUAAAGGGGUGGUCAGUGUUGAAGGAAUGGGGCGGGAUGUGCCCGCCUCUUUCCUGAGCCAGGGUGUGUCGCCCAAUGAGGCAAUGGGUAGGAUGGGGAAAUCCUAACCCAUGCCUAGGGGCCCGCACUGUUUUCUGUUUACUGUUUGAUGAAGGUGAUUAUCACCUCAUGUUCAGUCCUCAAUGCCUAUUUUUCUUUAAUAAAGCGUGGCCCUUUUC